Molecule: messenger RNA, 924 nt
Organism: Penicillium griseofulvum
Lineage: Eukaryota; Fungi; Ascomycota; Eurotiomycetes; Eurotiales; Aspergillaceae
Product: WW domain-containing protein
Exons: 2
Coding region: 1-924 (307 amino acids)
Molecular function (GO): protein binding
Source: RefSeq, a predicted model, not a curated record
AUGUCGUUCGCCCCGCCUUCCGGACCUCCCCCGCCCUCGGUACCCGACGGAUGGAAAGCACAGUAUGACGAUCGAUACCACACUUGGUUCUAUGUGGACCUUGCCACGGGAAAAUCGCAAUGGGACCGCCCCGAAGGCCCCCCACCGCGCGAUGACGGCAAUAUUCCAAACAAUUCUCUUCCGCCAUCAUACGCCAAUGCCGGGCCUGGCGAUCCAGCAGUAAUAGCCAGUGCAGGAGAUCAGAAGCAACAUAUGGGAUCAAACAACCCCUAUAAUCCUUCAACAAAUGCUGGCCCAGGCAACGCCAGCCCUCACAUGAUCGACGAGGACGCACGACUUGCCGCCAAGCUCCAAGCCGAGGAAGACGCCCGGGCCCACACACGAGGAACCGGAGCCGGAUUGGGAGAUCGCGGUGCCUCAACGGACUACUACAACGAUGCCUCGCGGCCGCAGUCCACCGGUCCGGGCGGAUAUGCGGCGGGCCCAGCGUCGCAUAGCCCAAUGCCUGAGCAGGAACAGAAGCGCAGCAAGGGUGGAUUUUUGAGCAAGCUGUUGGGCAAGAGCUCGGGCUCAAGCAGCAGACCGCCUCGGCCGCAGCAACAGUACGCCUCAUAUGCCCAGCAAGGUCCUCCCCCUGGUGCAUACUACGGUGGUGGUGGAUAUCCUCCGCAGCAUGGCCCCCAGCCUGGGUAUGGACAUCCCGGACCGGGAUACGGAGGUGGAUAUGGAGGAUACCCGCAGCAAGGUGGGUAUUACCAGCAGCCAGCUCGCAGGCAAGGCGGUGGAGGUAUGGGAACUGCCGGUGCUGCUGCUCUGGGUGUUGGCGGUGGUUUACUUGGUGGUAUGUUGAUCGCUGAUGCUAUGGAUGAUCACGAUGAUUACGGCGGCGGUGAUGACUAUGGUGGUGAUGAUGGUGGUGAUUGA